UCGUUUUUUUUUCAAUGAACAAUAAGAAUAUUAAGUUGUAAUUAGAAAUAAGAUAUAUUUAAAUGACAAUAUUUGCAAUUAAUUGUCAUUAAAAAUUUUUAUUCCAACGUAUUCGUCAAUUACCCCGAUAACACCUGCUUUUUCACGAUAAACUUGCAUACAAACAAAUGCGUACUACCUAUUUCAUAUUCAGUUAUUUCAGUCCACCUACGUUCCUUUUCAAUGCUAGGUAUGUGAUAAAAAAACAAUAAAAUAUCCAGUGGAUCAUUAAAAUCAGAAAUAUAUUGGUCGUACCACUAGGAUGCACAAUGCAACUUCCAGCGCCAAAAGAUAGAAUUAUUGAUGAUUUCGUGAAACCUUAUGAAAUGUGUUGCACCCCUUAUUAUAAACUGGAUUUCAGUGAAAUUACUAAGAAAAUGUGCUAUGACGGAAAUUCGAAAUAUAAAAUUUCAACCGAUAUGAAGGUUUGCAAAAUCAUAAUAGUUGGUGAUGUGUCUGUUGGAAAAACAUCCAUAGUUAACAGAUUUUGCAGGAAAAUGUUUGAUAGUUCUUACAAAUCUACUAUAGGAGUUGAUUUCGAAAUGGAAAGAUUUUAUAUUUUAGGGAUACCAUACAAUUUGCAGAUAUGGGAUACGGCGGGCCAAGAACGAUUCAAAAGCAUAGCCCAGUCCUACUACAGAAAUUCACAUGUUGUUAUUGUUGUUUUUGAUUUAUCUAAGCCAGAAACUCUAACAAAUACUCGAAGAUGGUUUCUGGAUGCAAUGCAAACUUGUGGAGACAUGCUGCCUUAUGUGUUUUUAGUAGGAACGAAAAAAGACUUACUGGGUGGAUUCGCUUAUAAAAACUCUGAAUUGAAUGCAGUGAAUAUGGCGAAAGCUUUAAAUGCGGAAUAUUGGCCAGUAUCAUCAAAAAGUGGCGAAAAUAUUGAUAAAUUAUUUGCAAGGGUUGCAGUUCUUACUUUUGAUGAUGGUAUUAAGAAUGAACUUUCGAACCAAAAAAAAAUAGUAGUUGCUUCUGACAUUUUAUCAUUCAAGAAUAAUAAAAACCCUUCGAAACAACAUUCCACGUGCACAAACUGUAAGAGUAAUUGAUCAAUCCAUAUAUUUUAGGUUUUAUUUGAACAUACAAAUCUAUGAAAUGACAGAAUAUAUUUUGGAAAAAUGUAAUAUAAAAAAAUGCUGACUAAUGGAUAAUAAAGUGAAUUUUUAUUUUC
Messenger RNA from Harmonia axyridis, 1213 nucleotides. It is a transcript of the gene RabX5, whose product is annotated as ras-related protein Rab-36. Gene Ontology annotation, molecular function: GTPase activity; GTP binding. The record is from RefSeq and is a predicted model, not a curated record. The transcript has 6 exons. NCBI's taxonomy places the organism in Eukaryota, Metazoa, Arthropoda, Insecta, Coleoptera, Coccinellidae. Bases 309 to 1091 code for a protein of 260 amino acids.